Molecule: messenger RNA, 1560 nt
Organism: Tribolium madens (black flour beetle)
Lineage: Eukaryota; Metazoa; Arthropoda; Insecta; Coleoptera; Tenebrionidae
Product: juvenile hormone esterase-like
Exons: 5
Coding region: 1-1557 (518 amino acids)
Source: RefSeq, a predicted model, not a curated record
AUGACUAUCCCGGAAAUAACAAUCAGCCAAGGCAAAUUACGUGGUGCCACCUCAUAUGACAUAAACGGUGACACCUACUUCCGGUUUCAGGGAAUUCCUUACGCUAAACCGCCUUUGGAUGUUCUCCGAUUCAAGGCCCCCCAACCCCCUGAAAAUUGGACAGAUAUUCUCGACGCGACCAAAGAGGGUGAUCCUUGUUAUGGACAACAUUUUUUCAAGAAAAAUUUAAUUGUGGGGAGCGAAAAUUGCUUGGUGCUUAAUGUCUAUACUAAAAACCUUCGCAGCGAUACCAAUCGAAUUACACAACCAGUACUUUUUUGGAUUCAUGGUGGAGAUUUUGUGGCCGGAAGUGGUACCAGUGAUAUGUAUGGUCCUGAUUAUUUAAUCAGCGAAAAUGUGGUACUUGUCACAAUUAAUUAUCGGUUGGGGAUGUUGGGGUUCCUAAGUUUUGAAGAUGUGUCUUUAGGAGUACCCGGCAAUGCUGGGUUUAAAGACAUGGUAAUGGCUUUGAAAUGGGUUCAAAAAAAUAUUAUAUUGUUUGGUGGAGAUCCACAUAAUAUAACCAUUUUUGGUUCCGGUUCAGGUGCCAUGUCUGUCCAUCUUUUGCACUUAUCGCCUAUGAGCAAAACCCUUUUUCAUAAAGCUAUAGCUCAGAGUGGUACCAUUUUGAGUUUGAAGGCACGUGGCACCCUUACAAUUGCACAAAUAGCUUCAGUUUUAAAAUUAAGGGAUGAAAAAAGUGUAUACAAGUACUUAAUGUCACUGAAAGUCCAAGAUAUUUAUAAACUCCAAAAGACUUUAAUAGAAACUUGUGGUCCAUUUGACCCCAAUCUUUUUGGUUACGUCGUUGAGAAGAAAUCAGAUGAACCCUCAUUCUUGAAAGAAGAUCCUUUUAAAAUUAUUUCUUCGGGAAAUUUCAACCAGGUACCACUUAUAUGUGGAUACAUUUCCAACGAAACCAUUGGUUCCGAACUCAAUCAAGGACCAACUUUUGAAGAAAAAAUCAUCCCUUGGUUUUUUGGUUACGAGUUUGGUAGUCUUGAAAGCUACACAGUGGCCAAAGAAAUCAGAAAGUUCUAUUACGGUUCUGAGGAAACUUUACCAAGAGACAAAACCAAAACAACAACUUUAAUUUCUGACUCUCAGACAGUUUUCGAAAUUCAAACAACUAUCAAAAGGCAUUGCGUUUUAUCUCGAGCCCCCACUUACUUAUACAGAGUGUCUUUAAAAACUGCCUUGAAGAUAUCAGGGAUUUCAGUGGAUGUUAAUUACAUUUUUAAAAAUUUUGCCACAAAUAUCAAACCUGGAACCAAGGAACACAAAGCAAUGAAGAGGUUUGUCAGAUUGUGGUGCAAUUUUGCAAAAUAUGCAAAUCCGACUCCUCGGAGAGACGAUAUAUUGUUAAAUGUUAUUUGGAGAUUUGUUAAUAAUGAAGACGAAUUAGAUUUCUUAGACAUUGGUGAUGAGUUAGUUGCUUCGGCCAAUCCUGACGCUCAGCGAAUGAUAUUCUGGAAAAAAUUGUUUAUUAGAAGUCCCGCUAAUGGUAAAUUAAUGUAACGA